AUGACGAACGGCGAGAUGUCGCCGUUCGUCAUCGUCAUCUACUUGGUGAGCGUACCCAUCUCCCCCCCUUCGUUUUCUGACAAGAAUACCAGGUGCCACGUCGCCAACGGCGACGUGGCAACCAAACGACGGACGACGACAUUUCGUCGUCCGUCGAUUCUGUUCAUAUUAUCACUGCGAGCACCUCCACCCUCCGUCCCCAACCCACUGACUAACAAGAACCCUGCUACGACACGUCUUCCACAACGUCACCACGACACCCUUUGGCACCCUGCCACGUCACGCAACCCGCCCUUGACGGGUAGCACACCCUACGUCGACAACCCACCCCUCCCUCAUGCCACACACGACGACGACGAGGAUGUGGGCGUACACACGACGACGACAACAAUGUGGGCGUACAACGACGAGACGACGUGGGCGUACACACGACGACGACAACAACGUGGGCAUACACACGACGACGACGACGACGACGUGAGUGUACACACGACGAGACGACAUGGGCAUACACACGACGACAACAACGAGGAAGAGGGCAGACAAACGACCAGACGACGAGGGGUACAAACGAUGGACGGCGACGACGAUGAGUGCCCACCACCCACACCCGGCGACGAGGUUCCGUACUCCACCCUCACACUGUCUCUCUCACUGCCCACCACACCCUCUCCCUCACUGCCCACUACCCCUCUCCUUCACUGCCCACUUACCCCUCUCCUUCACUGCCUACCACCCCUCUCCUUCACUGCCUACCACCCCUUCCCCCCUCCCUCAUUGCCUACCAACCCCCUUCCUCAGUGCCUACCACCCUUCUCUCAUUGCUUACCACCCCAUUUCCCUCUCUCUCAUUGCCCACCACCCUCACCCCUCUUCUUCACUGCAUCUCCCUCACUCCCUCUUCCCUUUAUUUAA
Laccaria bicolor S238N-H82 is the source of this 915-nucleotide messenger RNA. RefSeq lists its product as uncharacterized. NCBI's taxonomy places the organism in Eukaryota, Fungi, Basidiomycota, Agaricomycetes, Agaricales, Hydnangiaceae. The transcript is spliced from 3 exons. The record is from RefSeq and is a predicted model, not a curated record. The coding region runs from base 1 to 915 and encodes 304 amino acids.